Cryptococcus wingfieldii CBS 7118 is the source of this 1101-nucleotide messenger RNA. RefSeq lists its product as hypothetical. Lineage: Eukaryota; Fungi; Basidiomycota; Tremellomycetes; Tremellales; Cryptococcaceae. The record is from RefSeq and is a predicted model, not a curated record. The transcript is spliced from 10 exons. The coding region runs from base 1 to 1101 and encodes 366 amino acids.
AUGUCUCCGCUCUCACCUAUCGCUCCCCCUAUCCUCCCCUUCGGCUCCCCCCAGCCACAGCAGCUGUUUGGCGUACCGUUUGGUGCCCCUCCUGCUAUCGCUGGCAUCGACCAGAUCCAGCGGAUGCGAGACCAGGACACUAUGCACCACCUGAUGGUCGAGCCGACACAUUCCAAGUACAUCCACUCGCACCUGGCUAAAGUGCACGCGUCUGGGCGACGGAGCGCUGUGCUGGAUAUUGGCAGUGGCACAGGCAAGUCGCAUACCUUUCCCGGACAGGACCACCUCAUUCCGGCUCAGCUAACCUCCGCUUCAUCAUCUACCACCACCUUUCCGCUCGCCCUCAUCAAUCAAUCACAAUAUGCUGUACUCCGCUUUCCUCGGCCCCGUCAUUCUCGGAUGUGGAACCAAGCAGGCAGUUGGGCCACCGCACUGGCCAACACGGAGCCCUUUGCCGACGUCGUCGCCAUAGCUGCCGACUGGAAACCCUUUGUGCGUCAGCGAAUCAUACAUGGCAACCUCGACGUCUCUACCGUGGAUAUCAACCAACAUCUGCCGUACCCAUCUGGCUCUUUCGAUAUCAUCCAAGUCAAGUCGCUUGCCCGCUCACACCGCCAAUAUCCCAUUCUCGUCGAAAGGCUCAUCCGACUCCUCCGUCGCGGCGGGCUGCUUAUCCUCGUGGAGAGUCAUACUUGCUACGAAAACCCAACGGGAAUGGGUUUGCCGACUUGUUUGAGGACUUGGGAUGCAAGUGUAAGGUCGGCCUUGGCUGCUCAGGGAUACGAUGCGAGAAUGGCUAGCAAGCUGCCUUUCCUUGUCAGAGGUGCUGGUGUCUUCGGCAAUACGGCGUUCGUCCAAGAGAUCGGUAUCCCCACUACCAGCUAUCCUCAGCAAGGCAUAAACAACAUCGCCCAAGCCGGUGCACUCCACGCCCGCACGCUCCCCGCCGAGAUGUCUUCCUUCAUGCCCCUCUUGAGGCAGCAUGGAUACGACGAGAGAGCCAUUCAAGCGAUGAUUGAUGAGUGCCUGCAUUGUUUGCUCAAUCCGCAAGCCCGAUUCUUGCAGAGACUCGUGGCGGUGUAUGCCUUCAAGAUGGUCUGA